UUGUUGGUGAACGAGCAAACGAGGGAAUGGAGUGAAGGGAGGGAUAUUGAAAUAUUCGCGACGACAGCGGGACAGACCGUGGAAUGAGGGAUUUCUGAGGAAAGAAAUCAAUAAUCAAGAGUGAUUUGAUCCCACAGAAGUAUUAGAGUUAAUCAACGCGACUAUAAUGGAGAUUAACUGAGGGAAAGAGAUGGAAAUAAGUCAAACUUGAAGUAGGAGUUCUGGAUAUGUUUGAAAGGGUUGCGGGGUGAUUCGAUCUGGCGUGAGGUUUUUUGUAUCCAGUACCAAGAUAGCAGUGGCUUAAUGUCUCAGAAGACUAUCUUACCUCCGGAAGGGCCUGCAGGGCCCGGGAGUGAACUACCACAAGAGAAUAGCCUCCUUCUUCCAAACGCACACGAUGCAUGUGACAGUCCUUGUGAAUCACCAGCCCCGGAGGAAGCAACAGAAAGCCCUGCUCCCAUGGAGCAGACUCCGGAGGGGCGGGGCCACGCGGCCGGGGGAAAUUCCACCAACGGUGACCUCAUUAGAACUCAACCUCAGCGGCUGCCUCAGCCAGCCACAUCUGCACAGGAGCCCGGUGAGGGGGAAGCGGGCCAGCUCCAAAAUGGCCCCCACACAGGUCUGAGUAAUGGCGGUGGAAUUCACCACGGGGUCACGCACUCCAGGGCAGAGCCCAGAAAGCACCCGUCUCCCGUUUCCCACAAGAUGCAGCGCAAGCUCCAGUCCAGCCUGUCGGUGCACAGCGACAGCAGCAGGAGGAGCAAGGGCAGCUCCAGCAGCUCCCACAAGCCUGGCUCCUCUCCGGAAGACUGCUGCGUGCACUGCAUCCUGGCCUGCCUGUUCUGCGAGUUCCUCACGCUCUGCAACAUGGUGGUGGCCCAGGCGUCCUGCGGCACCUGCACCUCGGAGUCCUGCUGCUGCUGCUGCGCCGACGACCUGGGCGACGACUGCAACUGCCCCUGCGACAUGGACUGCGGCAUCAUGGACGCCUGCUGCGAGUCGUCCGACUGCCUGGAGAUCUGCAUGGAGUGCUGCGGGAUCUGCUUCCCCACAUAGGGGGGCCCCGCCCGCCCACGCCCCGCCCCACCCCCCCCUGCGGGACUGCUGCACUCUGCUCCGGCGCAAGCUGCCCGCGCUCCACCAACAGCUUUACUGCCCCCCCCCAGGUGG
Megalops cyprinoides (Indo-Pacific tarpon) is the source of this 1170-nucleotide messenger RNA. It is a transcript of the gene mdfic, whose product is annotated as MyoD family inhibitor domain containing. The transcript is spliced from 5 exons. NCBI's taxonomy places the organism in Eukaryota, Metazoa, Chordata, Actinopteri, Elopiformes, Megalopidae. The record is from RefSeq and is a predicted model, not a curated record. Bases 304 to 1056 code for a protein of 250 amino acids.